AUGGCCGCCGUGUCUCAUCCAUCCCGUUCUGAACCUCUCUCUACCGACAACACCACAAGCACUAUCAGCGAUACUGCGCCGAGCAAGUUUGCUAGUGAACGAGAAGCCCACAGAGACCUCACGUCCAAGUACCGCUAUUCCACGGCGUCCAACUUCACCGUCCCGCAGACUGCGCCCGAAAGCAGAGGCGCCGAAAGCGACAUCGCGUCUCUCGCAGCCAACCCAAACGUGGGUGUCACAGCUUCUGCUUCGGGAUACCGCCCUCACCACUCCAGCUCCCCGUCCAUCGUUUCCGUGCAACCUGGUCCUUCCUCAAAGUCGCCGCGCUCCGGCUCCCUGCUUGCGUUUGCUACGGCCGCCAUUGACCGGACCCAAACUGCCUUAUCCACGGCCGAGCAAAAGAUCCGCCCGAGACAGUCGAACGGCCGUCUCUCUGUUGGCGCCGAUUCAUCUGGUGUUCCUCAGUUCCCUACCUACUACUCGUUGGAACGGUCGCCAACCAACGCAUCUGCGUCUACGGCAUCUACACCGCAGUCUGGUAGUCAAAACAACGACCACAAGAGCGAAACCCGUCCGCCUCCGACUGUCCUCACCGCGACCAGCAGUGACGACGUAUCCCAGUCGGCACCGCUUUCCGGUAAACCUUCGGAUCAUCUCCAGCACAAGCUCUCUCAGUCCUACGCCAAGCCAUACGACCAGGCAGACCCUACUCUCCCGCUCCCCAUCCGUCUCCCCAGAACCGACAACAAGAUGCAUCAAACAUCCUCGCGCCUGUUGCGCAUGACCGACGACGACCGGCCGUUUACAAAAGACUUUAAAGAUUUGUUUGCGACACUGAUUGUUAGCUUGCUGCCAUUGUCGGCGCAUCGUGUUCGCCUUACCAAGGUCGAGCACACAUUCCUGUCCGAAGAUGCCAUCAACAACCUCGGCUCGCUCAAGUUCUCACAGUCCAAUCGAAUGCCCGACCCCAAAGACCCGACCCGCAUCGUAACCACCACCACCACCACCACCUUCUCCAUGGCCAAGGACAUGGCCCGCUCCAUAUGCCAACGCUUCCUCGAGGCCCGCUUUAUUGAGUCUGCCGACGGCAAGUACCAGCAAGUCUACACGAUGAAGGGAUCCGUGUGGCAGUUGACGCCAAAAGGCAUUUCCAUUCUCGACCGUUUCUGCUCGCGCAACGGUAUUCAGCAGAAGCAGGUCGGCGAGCUGAUUGGUCACUCCACAGCGCAAAUCGUUAUCCUCGAGCGCGACAGCCAAACCGACAAGCUCGUGAGCGACCGCGGCACAAUCGAGGUCAUCUUCCGCCGCUUCAUCGGCGUGAAUGGCCUUAAUGUCAAACAGAGCGUCAACGCUGCCGACUCCGACUCUCUCAGUGACUAUCGUGACGGUAUGACCGGCGUCAAGAUUGCGAGCGAACGCAAGGUGUCGGGCAAGACGUUCAAGGACACCUUCUCCGGCAAGGCUGCCGUUGAUUGGCUUAUGGACUGCUGCACGACCGUCGACCGCCGUGAGGCCAGCGAGAUCGCCUCGUUGUUUUCUGAGUACGGCCUUAUCGAGGCCGUCCAGCACGACCGCAUCUUCCAGAGCCAAGUUCCUGGCUCCCACCUCUUCCAGCCCACCAAGAACGCCAUCUUCCAGCUGACGACCAAAGGCCGCGACCUGUUCAACGGCACUAUCUCACGCGGCCGCUCUUCCGAAAGUGACGGCGGGACCGCCCCACGGCCUGGCAUUGCCCGUGACUCGAACACCCAGCGCCUGGACAAGAUCCUCAACGAUGCCGCCCUGCGCCUGCUGUUCCGCGAGAACCUGCGUGAGACCCACUGCGAGGAGAAUCUGUCCUUCUACCUGGACGUUGAUGACUUUGUCCGCAGCUGCCGCCAGUCGAUUCGUCUGGCACAAAAGAGCCCCGGUACGACGUCGAUGGAUGGCAUUAAGGAGAUAAUGGCUCAGGCGUAUGGUAUCUACAACGCGUUCCUGGCGCCCGGUUCGCCCUGCGAGCUCAACAUUGACCAUCAGCUGCGCAACAACCUUGCCACCCGCAUGACCAAGGCCGUCGGCCAGGAUACCGCCAUGAUCGACACCCUACACGAAGUGACAACCCUAUUCGAGGACGCGCAGAACGCUGUAUUUAAGUUGAUGGCCAGCGACUCCGUUCCAAAGUUCCUGCGCCACCCCAAGUAUGAACACACGCUGCGCAACUACGACUUUGACGCCAUCGUCAUUGGCGGCAACCGCAUGCCCGAACGGAGCCAGAGCCGCUCGAACCGCAAAUAA
Messenger RNA from Sporothrix brasiliensis 5110, 2274 nucleotides. RefSeq names its product developmental regulator flbA. Bases 1 to 2274 code for a protein of 757 amino acids. Gene Ontology annotation, biological process: intracellular signal transduction. NCBI's taxonomy places the organism in Eukaryota, Fungi, Ascomycota, Sordariomycetes, Ophiostomatales, Ophiostomataceae. The transcript has 2 exons. The record is from RefSeq and is a predicted model, not a curated record.